This is a messenger RNA of Schistosoma spindalis, 1861 nucleotides long. The record is from the annotation of a GenBank genome assembly. Lineage: Eukaryota; Metazoa; Platyhelminthes; Trematoda; Strigeidida; Schistosomatidae.
CGAUUUCAGAGGGAAGGUCAAGUAUUGCGCUAGGUCUUUCGGGUUGUCCGGACGCUAGCAGAUGACGCUGAAUGCAGAAAGCAGCUUACCACAUAAUACAGGUGUUAAAACUUUAUAUGAAUCAGACCUAGAAGAUGAGAACUACUCAUCUGUGGAGAGUUACGGCAUUAGAGAACGCAGGCGUAAGCUGCACACUGAAGCGGAGCAGCGUCGUCGAAAUGCUAUCAAGAGGGGUUUUGAAGGGUUGUUAGAACUCGUCCAUCCAAUGAAAAAUGAAUCUCCUUCUCCGUCCGUUAGGAUGAGUAAAUCAAGCAUAUUACAUAAAGGUAGUGAAAAGUAGUGUAUUCGUUCAACCAUUACAGCUAUCUAUAUGAUUGAAAGGCUUGGAAGGCAAAAGCACCAGAAAUUGUCGGAAGUCGAAAGCCUAGAAAAGGAGGUUAAAGCUCUUCGAAUACUAUGCUUGUAAGUCUUCAACGAAGUUGUUUCUUAAAUUCAGGAAUUAUGAGAAAAUAGUUCAAAACAGUCCGAAUUACGAAUGUAGAUCCGUCGAGCCGAUCCCAGACGAUACAAAACUAGAAGUGUUCCGAGUGUUUUUCGACACCAUGUUCCGUUCAUUUGACAAUUAUAUUGUAUUCAAUUCUUUUACUGACCUCUCAGCAUCAGUGAUAAAAUGGAUUGAAGAGAGCUGUAAACCUGAAAAAAUGGCAUUUCUUAUGGAUUCUGUUCUAACUAAUAUUUUUAACCAGAAUACUGAAAUGCCUUCCGUUAGCAGUCGAAAAUUACACUGUGAUACUUUACCAAUUUAUACAGACUGUAGUACUAAUGAUAAUCAAAAUCGUUCUGAAUCUAUCGGAUCCAUACAUCCUUCAGCAGAGUCAUUACUUCAAAUCAAUCCUUUAAUAGGUCAAUCUUCAGUUUACACUUAUUCAUCUAAUAAUCUACCAACACUUACAAUUGCACCUACUACUAAUAUCAAUAAUUCCUCACUUAGUACUGAAAAGCGUACUCAACUUAAUCCAAAAUUUCCUAUAAUUUCUCAAGGUAAUUCCCAUUCGAAUAAAUUAAAUAUUGUCCGAUAUCCACCGCCACCUCCACUAGUACCACAACCUGUUACUACUCAUCCACAAAUCAAUCUUAUCGAUGGGAACUUUCAACAAUGUGGACAGCCAUCAAAAGACAUACGUGAAGGUGAUAAUGCAUUUUAUAAUUUUAAUUCAAUGAUUCCUAAGAAUGUUAAUUCUACAUUAGUAGUUAUUGAUCAGUCAUCUUUACUCACUGAUGAUCAAGUUAAACAUGACAUUACAUCAACAUCAUCGUCAUCAUCAUCUUCAUCACCUCAUACAAUAAACUCUUGUAACUUAAUCAUGAAUGAGAUGAAUUUAUCUAGAGAGCUGUCGUCAUUGCAUAAUACUAGUCACGUCCAACAGUAUAAAGAGUUUAUUGACGAUUUAUUAUGAUUAAUUUUUAAAAAAAAUACAAUCAUCAUAUUCUAUUUUUUCUAUUAAUUUCUAAUCGACUCAAGAGUUCUUUCAUUAUCUUUAUUCUCCUUCAAAUGAAUCCGCACUUGAUCAAAAACACACAAACACGCACACUAUCUUUUUCAAGAUUUAUACAUAUUUAGUUAUUGUGUAUUAAAUCUAUUUCUUUAUUUAUCUUGCUCAAUCUAUCCUCCACAUGUCAUUCUGUGAUAUUCACAGUGUAAACUCAAGUUUAAUUUAAGCUAAUUGUGGAAAUUCAAUCAAAAUUAAUGACUCAUUUAUUUAUUUAUUUGUUUAUUUAUUUAUUCACAUGCUUGGCUAUCGUAAUUCCUCUUCUAUCUCUAUUUUGUAAUCACAUGUAUUAUUAUUAUUAUUAUUAUUAU